Neoarthrinium moseri is the source of this 1221-nucleotide messenger RNA. RefSeq lists its product as uncharacterized. The transcript has 4 exons. The annotation marks the transcript as partial. The record is from RefSeq and is a predicted model, not a curated record. Lineage: Eukaryota; Fungi; Ascomycota; Sordariomycetes; Amphisphaeriales; Apiosporaceae.
AUGACAUUCCUCUACUCGACCGUUGUUGACCCGACCAAGUAUGAGACCGAGGGCCUUUGUGAUGGAAUUGAGGUACGCCAGAGCAAUUUCACCCACCAGGAGGACAGAGGCGCUAUCCGAGCCCAUCAGGACUGGAACAAGUAUGUCGGUCCUUGCCGCCAGUAUCGUGGAACUCUCGGGCCCACCUUCAGCUUCAUGUCCUUGACCGUUCCCGAAUGUCUCCCGGAUAGAUUGGAAGUGAUAUCUUAUGCAAACGAGUUUGCGUUUCUUCAUGAUGGUAAGAGCAUCCCUGUAAUCCGCAGCCACAAUCAGCCGUCAGCUCUGACACUGGAGGCAGACAUUACGGACAGUGUAGAGUUUGAGGAGGGCGAGAUUGAGAACGACGAGAUGCAGGACGCAUUCCUUGAAGCUGCACGCAUGGGAUCCGUUGACACCGCAACUCAAGAAGCCCGGCGGAAAGGAAAGCGACAAAUCCAAUCCCAACUCUUUGAAGAAAUGCUGUCAAUUGAUCCUGAAUGCGCUAAAAUCACCAUGAAGUCAUGGGCCCAAUUCAUUCAAGUUGGAUCCAGUCGACAACAUGAGACUCGGUUCAAUACUUUGACCGAGUAUUUCCCCUAUCGCAUUAUGGAUGUGGGUGAAAUGUUUUGGUACGGAGUUGUCACGUUUGGGUUGGGUUUGCGCAUUCCCGACCACGAACUGGACCUCUGUCGUAGCUUAAUGGCGCCUGCAUGGACCGCUGUGGGUCUACAGAAUGACUUGUGGUCCUGGCCCAAAGAGAGAGAUGCGGCACAGUUACGUGGAAAGGAUCAUGUCAUUAAUGCCAUCUGGGUUAUCAUGCAAGAACAGCAGGUUCAAGUGCACGAGGCAAUGCAGAUCUGUCGCCAGCUCAUCAAGGACUACGUCUCGAGAUAUCUCCAGACCAUGGAGGAAAUCAAGGUCAACACAUCGAUAUCUUCCGACCUACGGAAAUACCUCCAAGCUAUGCUCUACAGUAUUUCUGGAAAUGUUGUCUGGAGCCUCACUUGUCCGAGAUAUAACCCAGACGUGGAGUUCAACCAAACCCAACUUGACUGGAUGUUUAACGGCGUGCCGCUCAACACCUCGCCUUCGAUCAGAUCAUCCCCUAUGCACUCUGAUUAUUCUCUCGCGUCUACUAUCUCCGAUCCAGUCAGAACAGCCAAAGGCAACCAGACAGAAGAUGCUGCAUCGCUUCGCUUCGAG